Messenger RNA from Cimex lectularius (bed bug), 1345 nucleotides. RefSeq lists its product as uncharacterized. Lineage: Eukaryota; Metazoa; Arthropoda; Insecta; Hemiptera; Cimicidae. The transcript has 6 exons. Bases 588 to 1250 code for a protein of 220 amino acids. The record is from RefSeq and is a predicted model, not a curated record.
UGAUAUUCUCAAUUUCAAAUGAUAAAAUACGAGUUGGUGGCUUUGGAAAAUCGGUACUGCUUCUAUGGAGUCCAUUAAUGCCAAUUUCUGGUGGAUUGCUUCAAUUUGAGAACAAUACAUUUCGGCAUUGAUUGGUUCGCCAGAAAUGAAGCCCACAAGGAGUCACCAUUAUCUUUUUUUGGUGUGUUGGCGGCUUUGGAAAAUGUGGAGCUGCUUCUCCUUUGUCGGGUCACUGUUCAGAAUCUGCUGUCAUUGUAGGAAAUCCACUUUUCAUCACAAGUAACGUAAGUUUCUCUCUCUAAGUCCAACUCUGCUUAUUUUUUAUCACUUUUGUUUUUCUUAAAUAAUGAAAUUUCACUUAGCUUAUAAAUUCUUUGCAUUUAAUUCCGUUUUUACAACGAUGAGUGAAAAGAAUGGUUGAGAAUUUGAUUUUUUAAAUGUUGUUGUUGUGUAUGUUGGUAGACGUGUUCGUUAAACAGGAAAGAAGGCGUGGCUAGAGUAAUUAAUUUUUCCCUCCGCCUUCCUACCGUCGUUUUCGGUUUAGCUCAUAGAGUAGCGGUGCCCCUCUGAAAAAAUAAUUUAGAAAAAUGGCAGAAUAUAAUUUCGACACGGCCCAUCUUCCCGAGGCAAUACAAGCGAUGAAAGAAAAUAUUCAGAAAAAGCAAGAAGCUUGCGCCUUGGCUGAAGCCGAAUACGUCAAGUACUGCGCACAGUUCGACGCCUCGCUCAAAGCCCUUCAAGAAUUGAAAGCCAGACGGUUUGCCAAAGAAAAUGAACUGAGAUCCUCCAAGUUCAGGAUCGAAGAGUGUGAUAAGUCAUCGGUCGAGUUUUACUCCAAGGUUUCUGAAUCCAAGGAAAUUGUUGAAGACCUUAAACGCAAAAUGAGCGAAGAAAACCUAGCACUGCGUGAAAAUGAUAAAAACUUCAAAGAGGAUAUCAUCGCUAUGGCCGAGAGGCUCUGCAGCUACAGAGAAACUUACGAUCGGACCAUGUUGUCGGAAGAAUUAAAAGAGUUGUGCAAAGAGAAUCAGUUGAUAAGGCAGGAGCUCGAGGAUGUCAGGCAGUGUUUGGACAAUCUAAAGACACAGUUUCCUCUUUUGCCAGAUCCCACUGUCGAGUGCGUAUCCAAGAGUCUCUCCAAAAUAAGGCCGUGUUUAGAGAGAGAAAUCGAGGAGUUAAAAUCUCGGAAUCAUUCCCUCCAGCAAAGGGCAAAGCUGCUGGAAGCGAACAAAUCGAUUCUGAUGAUGUAAACGACCAGAGGGGGAAAUCUUCGAUAAUUUUCCUUUUUGUAGUGACAUUUUUUAAUGUUUUGUAUGUAAAUAUUAAAUUUUCCACGUAAACUUAA